GUCAGACAUUCACCUCUAACACCAAUAAAAAUCUUCCAAAAUGCUGAAAAGGUCCUUAAUAUCGAAAAGUUUACGGCUUGCAAAUCCCAGGACUUUUGCUCCAUUCGUAAACAGACGAUUUGCGUCUGAGCCUGCUUUCUCCCCAGAGAAGCAAUCAACGCCAAAGCCGGAAGAAAACAAAGGAAAAGAAGGAAAAAGUUCAUUAGCGCAGGAAUUACUUGAGUUGAAUGGGUCGAGUGAGGAUCCCUACAGCGGCGGUAGCGAUAAAGGUCCUGAAUAUGUAAGUUCGACAAUGCUGCGCCGUGAAAAACAGGCUCGCUAUGCGUUCUGGGGCUUCAUGGGUGCGCUCGGCGGUGGUAUACUUUAUUAUGGUCGCAAAUAUACGGAUGAUGAAAAGGAUUUAGAAAAGAAAUUUCCAGCUGCUGGCUACUCACCCAUGGAUUGGUGGACUCGUGUGAAAGCACGCACCAAGCACUUCUUUGCAUACUAUCAAGAACCUGCAUUUGAGAAACUUCUUCCUGACCCGCUUCCCGAACCUUAUAACCGCCCCUAUACACUUGUGUUGGACUUGGACGAUUUGUUAAUUCACGCUGGUUGGACUCGUGAACAUGGUUGGCGUACCGCUAAGCGUCCUGGCCUUGAUUACUUUUUAGGCUAUUUGUCCAUGUAUUAUGAGAUUGUCAUCUUCACCAAUCAAUAUUUAGCAACAGCAAAACCCAUUGUCGACAAAUUGGAUCCUUAUCAUGUCAGUAUCAGUGCUGUCUUGACUCGCGAACACAGUAAGUAUGAAAACGGAAAACUCAUUAAGGACAUUUCAUACUUGAAUCGACCCCUUUCGAAGGUUAUCAUGGUUGACACAAACCCUGAUGCUUGGUCGAAGCAACCUGAUAACGCCAUUGCCAUGGUUCCUUGGAAAGGUAAUCCCAAAGAUCGAGAGUUAGUUGGCUUGAUUCCCCUACUUGAAUUUAUCGCAAUUAUGGAUAUUCAAGAUGUCCGUCCUGUCUUGAAGAGCUACCAUGGUAAAAACAUCCCUCUCGAAUAUGCUCGUCGCGAGGAAAAACUUCGAAGUCAACUCAUUGCCGAUUGGCUUGAAAAGAAAAAAUAUAGUAAAGCUUCCUUGUUUGGAGGUCGUCCAGUUUCUGAUCAGCCACCCAAACUUCUUAUUGACAUCCAACGUGAACGCCAGAAAGCCGCCUAUGCCGAAUUUAAGAAAUAUAUCGAUGAACAUGGACCGAAGAUGCUCGAGGAAGAAAGAGCUAGAGAAGCUGAACAGAAGUACAGCAUGUUUGACAUGAUCUUCAAUGGGGAUAAAAUUCAGCAACAACAAUUAGAGCAACUUCAACAAGCGCAAGCUGCCUCUGCUUCUGGAUCAGCCAACUGAAGUAUCCGAUGCUUCUAAAGUCUUCUGCUUGUUUUAUGGAUCUUGAUUCUAUAUUAUUCUUACCUUUUAGGAGUCUUUCUGUUUAAUUCUUCCUUUUAAUGCUUUUCUGAAUGAAAACUUUCAUAAAAUAAUUUUGGAUUAUGGUGAAAAAGGACUAGCCCAAUUAUCCAUUUUAACCGUUCGCUACUUUACGUUUCGAGCUGCCCAAACGCUUUGAUAAUGAAAAAGCUUCACAAAAUGCCUCUUAUCUUUCUUCUGUCUUUUUGUGCAAGGCAUUUUAUUUUGUCCUUUAUUUUCUUGGUUAAUUUUAGUACUAUUUCUUUUGUAUAACUUCUUGCACCUUCUAUUCUUCGUAUUCCUCUACUUAUCUAUGUACAAAAAUUCAACAGAAGAACAAAUAAAUUUUAGUUUGAGGUUUAUUUCUUAAACACAAAUACUCAUUAUUCCAAUUUUAUUAUGAU
Messenger RNA from Schizosaccharomyces cryophilus OY26, 1842 nucleotides. Its product is annotated as TIM23 translocase complex subunit Tim50. Gene Ontology annotation, molecular function: phosphoprotein phosphatase activity. The coding region runs from base 41 to 1381 and encodes 446 amino acids. The transcript has a single exon. The record is from RefSeq and is a predicted model, not a curated record. NCBI's taxonomy places the organism in Eukaryota, Fungi, Ascomycota, Schizosaccharomycetes, Schizosaccharomycetales, Schizosaccharomycetaceae.